Molecule: messenger RNA, 2079 nt
Organism: Monoraphidium neglectum
Lineage: Eukaryota; Viridiplantae; Chlorophyta; Chlorophyceae; Sphaeropleales; Selenastraceae
Exons: 8
Coding region: 1-2079 (692 amino acids)
Source: RefSeq, a predicted model, not a curated record
AUGACUGCAACCAGAAAGCGGCCGCGAGUGCCACUUGGCCGGCCACGUCGCACGCUGUACACUGCGGCGCCUGCGCUACUCCUCGUUGUGCUCGCGCUCGUGUCUGCGGCCACCGCCCAGCCGUGCGCGCCGCCGUACGACGGCAACAGAACAUUCGACCUGCGAAUCGCGCCAGGCGAAGUGGCCUCAUUCCCUGGCGGCCUUGACAUCCCGUCUGGCCAGCGUGCUCUUGUGGAGGGGGAGGCGUCUGUCACCGGAGGCGUCACCAUCCGCGGCACGCUCUUCCUCUCUUCGUCUGCGUCGUCCAAGAUCUCCGCUGAGUGGAUUGCGGUUGCCGCCGGCGGCGCGCUGAUUGCAGGCUCUGAAGCGUGCCCCAUCCCUGGAGGCGUCACCGCAACCAUCCUGCUGCGGGACGGCGCCUCACACCCCGUCGCCGGGCGCAAGGCGCUUGCCGUGCUAGCGAACGGCGCGCUCGAGCUGCAUGGUUCAAAGGGCCUCGGCGCGCCGUGGGUACGCCUUGCAGAGACAGCGGCCGCGGGGGCGGCGUCGCUCGUCCUGGACGCGCCGUCACUGUCCUCCUGGUCACCCGGUGAUGAGAUCGCGGUCGCAUCAACGGACUUCGAUGCUUACCAGACUGAGCGCGUGCGGAUAACGGCGGUACAAGGGUCCCGGGUGCAGCUGGCCGUGCCGCUCAGGUACAAGCACUUCGGGGCGGUGACUAAGGGCGUCGACCAACGUGCAGAGGUGGCCCUGCUGACGCGCAGCGUCCGCAUCGUCAGCGCCCAGGACACCCCUGGCCUUGGCUGCCACACCAUCUUCUACGAGGGCUUCACAGCCGUUCACGUUGAGGGCGUCGAGUUUGACGGCUGCGGCCAGGCCGACCUCGUGGGGCGCUACCCGAUACACUUCCACAUGGCUGGCCAGGUGCCUGCCGGCACCUACGUGCGUGCGUCAUCCGUGCACGACUCCCUGUUCCGCGCAAUUACGCUGCACGGCACCCAGGGCGUCCUGCUGGAGGGCAACUCGGCGUUUGAUAUCGCUGGGCACGCUUAUUUCCUGGAAGAUGGCGCAGAGUGGGGCAACACGCUGAGGGGCAACCUCGGGAUGCUCGUGCGCCCCAAGAUUACUGGGGCCCGCCUUGGCUCCGAUGCCAUUGGGGCAAACGGGGACCUAAGUGUCUUCUGGAUUACAAACCCCAACAACACAUUUGAGUCCAACUCCGCCGCAGCUACGGAGGGCUGGGGCUUCUUCAUCCACACACGCCUGGGCCCGCGCGGACUCAGCAAGGCGCGCUGGCCCUCCGUGCGGCCGCACCAGACGCCGCUUGCCCGCUUUGCCGGGAACAUGGCGCACAGUGUGCGGAUCAUUGUCGGGUACUCCGAAAACACCGGCGACCCAAAUGGCAGCCCCAACCUGCAGCGCUGGGACCCUGCCCUUGGGCGCUCCAAGCCGCGGAUUCAAGAUGAGAGUGGCAUCACCAUAGGGUUCAAGCUCUAUGACGGGGCCACCAUCAUUGAUGGGCUGACGGCGCGUGGGUUCCCGUCCGGCACGGCCCCCCUUGCGGUGCGCAGCUCCAACAGUUUCCAGAUGACGGCGUUCACCUCCAUCAGGGGCUUCAUGCCCGAGGGCUCCUCCUACCGCUUCGUUGUUCAGGACUCCACUGGAGACGGCGGCCGCACCACGUCCAUCCGCGACAUCGACGGGUCCGUUUCUGGCUACCCCGGAGCCACCCUGCUGCCCCACCAGCCUGGCAUCACACUCGGCUUCUACUCUGCACCCGGCUGUGCCGCGCACCCAGCCUACGGCCUGGCCUGCCCCCAGCAGUACAUGAACCUCGAGAUGGGCUUCUGGGAUUGGGCGGUCGGGGGAUCCCCGGCUGCUGUGGCCCUCUCUCGUGCCAACCUGUCGCCGGGCAAUGUCGGCCCCGCAGGGCUCGCUGCUCAGAGGCUGCCGGGGCUGCAGGGUCGCGAGCUGGGGCCAAAGGCGGGGCGGGGUGGGCGCUACGUGAAUGCGCUGGCGGCGGAUAAGGGCAGCUACCUGGUGGCCUGGGGCGGUUCCGAGCUAGACAAUCACUUUUAA